Symbiodinium sp. CCMP2592 is the source of this 777-nucleotide messenger RNA. Lineage: Eukaryota; Dinophyceae; Suessiales; Symbiodiniaceae. The record is from the annotation of a GenBank genome assembly.
AUGCUUUGCAUGAUUCGUGUAGUCAUGACUGCGUUCGGAGCUGAGCUGGCUGCGUGGAUGAAAGAGUCUUGCAUCCGGAACCGGCUUGUGAAGGCACGUUCGCUGGUUUCGACCCGCCUGAAGUUCCUGGCCUCAACAAAACAGCACAUGCUGACUGGAAAACUCUUCGCCUGGCCAGUCGCGUGGAUAGAGGGCAGCGAGUCAAAACUGUUCUGCUUCAUUCCGUGUGGCCUUGUGAACAUCCAGUGGAGCAUGCGUGGACUGGCGGUCCAUGCUCGUUGGGCCAAGGACAUGGUUGCAAUGGAAGACAGCAUCAAACUGAUGCUGUCAAACAGGUUGCAAGACGCCGAGGACUGCCUAGACUCGGCUGCUGAAGACGUAUCGCAGCGUGAUUUUCUAUUCGAUGCGGGAGAUCAUGACAUGCGAGGUUGCUUCACCUUUGUAAGUGCCUUGAUGAGCUUGCUCAACGGCCUCGCAUCGCUCGAGAACAACCAGCUUGACAUUGUCCUCCAACGCGUGCGCAACGCGGACGAGGAACUCACCAAAGAUGAAGAUUGGCCAGGGAAGACAGUGCUGCGAGGCCUUUGCAAUCUUGUGGCCGGCGUCGUCGAGAUUAUGCAAGGUAUGCCUUCUCGGGGUGUGUGGCACGUGCUUCGAUCCUGGCUUUGGCUGCGGAAUUUGGAGGUGGAGGCACUGAAUUACGAGGGCCACGAGCGCUGCUGCGUUCGGUCCACUGCACUUCUGGCCCUCGGAGUGUUCAACCUGCACCUCGACUGA